UUGUUAUCCCGUUCAUAUCAUAUCACAUAUGAUAUUCGAGCAUUCAUUCUAAGACAGACAAAAUCCGAUGGCUUCUGAAAUGGCACGAUUCGUCUGCUUAUCGAUCCUCGCCAUUGUCUUCGCCCAACGGCUCGUCCAGGCAGAUAUACUUAGACUAGGAAACUCAGCAGUCAAGCCAGCACUCUCUGUCGAAUCAAACGCGGAUGGCGGACAAUACUGUGGUACCGUGAUGCCUCGGUUGGGAUUGUUGUCGGUCGAUGAGACAAAUUUGAGAUCGAGACACUUGGGAAAAGAUGACAUCGUUGUCCCAACCCACUUCCACGUAGCCGUGUCAAGUGAAGAUUCAACCGAUGGCUGGGUUAGCGUACGCCAGGAAUUGCUAAGAGGAAUGAUGGUGUAUACUGGCUAAAAACUUAUAGCGUAAAACUCUGCUAUACCAGCUUCGUGUCAUGAAUGAACGAUUCAAUCCGCAUGGAAUUUACUUCCUACUCGCGAGCAUGCCGCAGUAUUACGUCGGUACCAGUUACGCGAGCGUAGCCAGCGCCCAAGAUUGGCCAGCAAAGAUCGAACGAAAAGGGAGUGAGGCCGCACUGAACAUGCUAUUUGUGAGAGAGCUUGAGCACAUGGGAACAGCUUAUGGUGCUUGCAUGCCUCUCGGCUCACAGAUUGCAGACCGCCUAGCCGAUAUUUGCAUCAUCAAAACCGGCACACUUCCACACAAGGAUGGUAUUGUCAACUACUCCGGAGGCCUCAUCGCUGUCCACGAGAUUGGACACUGGUUCGGAUUGCUCCAUGUAUUCGGCACUGGAGACCCGUCGUCGUGUACUAGAGACGCGGAUUUCAUUUCUGAUACUCCGUUGCAAUGGGCUGCGACACGUGGCUGUCCAGACAAAGAGCCCUCUCUGUGCAAAAAGAGUGGACCAGAUAAUCUACAUAAUUACAUGAAUUAUGUGGAUGAUCGGUGUCUGCAAGGUGAAGGCUUCACUGAGCUCCAAGCGGUAAGAAUGAGAAGGAUGUGGAAAAAUUAUAGGAAGACGCAUCUCACAGCGGAAGAAAAGGGGUUCAUCAAGAAUGGGCAAGGUGUAACGGACUUGAUGCCGAUGGAUUCUACCACUACGCUUCCAGGCCCAAGCCCGAAUUCAACAGAGCGACCAGAAAGUCAUGACUAUGAGCAUGAGCAUAUGAAUGGAGAAUCAUUGACAGAGCCCCUACGUGAGCAUACCUUGUCGGCGCUACUGCUGGUGGCCGCUGGGGUGUUCGUCGUCUUCUAAGUAAAAUGUAUACGGAGAACGGCAGAAUAUGAACGAAGCUGCCUGAAUUGCGAAGUCUUAUAGUCCCAU
This is a messenger RNA of Pseudovirgaria hyperparasitica, 1340 nucleotides long. RefSeq lists its product as uncharacterized. Gene Ontology annotation, molecular function: metallopeptidase activity. The transcript has 2 exons. Lineage: Eukaryota; Fungi; Ascomycota; Dothideomycetes; Acrospermales; Acrospermaceae. The record is from RefSeq and is a predicted model, not a curated record. Bases 450 to 1271 code for a protein of 273 amino acids.